Zootoca vivipara (common lizard) is the source of this 7500-nucleotide messenger RNA. NCBI's taxonomy places the organism in Eukaryota, Metazoa, Chordata, Lepidosauria, Squamata, Lacertidae. The record is from RefSeq and is a predicted model, not a curated record.
GAUGGCUUGGAGUUACGGGUGCGAGUCCGUGUGUGCUUGGCUCGGGAGAAAUAUAGUUCGUUCUUUUUUGCGUUCUGUGUCGUGUCUGCUACCUGGUCUCCUGUCAGGAUCUUCGUUGAGUUCCCUUGCGCUCCCAUCUCCGGGUGGUCGUGGUGUGGUUCAAAAUGGACAUCUCUUGAUCCGCAGACGGGCGAAAACGGGCCUCCCUUUGCCCAGGGUGACCCUUGAAGCUCAGGUGGCAUUCGGUGUCCUUGGGAACGGAGCCUGCGCGGGGAUUUUGCCAGCUCGCGGUGGAAGCAUCCCGCCCGCCCAUUCAGGUGAAAGGGCCAAGAGGGUGGUGGUGGUGGUGCUGCUGCUGCUGCUGCUGCUACUGCUGCAUCCGAUGCGUCUAUAGGAAGCUAAUUGUCGGCUAGGCUGCUGUAGGGAACAUAGCUGCCAAGUUUUCCCUUUUCUCACGAGGAAGCCUAUUCAGCAUAAGGGAAUUUCCCUUAAAAAAAGGGAGAACUUGGCAGCUAUGGUAGGGAAUGGGCUCCUUCUCGUAAAUAUUCCGUGGGUGGGGGUGAGGAACGGGCCCUACAGUUUCAGUUUCAGUGUUGUAGAAAUGACAACUGCACUUGCUGAAUAUAGUAAUACAGUAAUGCUAGUAAACCCGAAGAUGGGAACCUUUUUGACCAGGUGGACCAGAUCUUUUAUAUACAGGUAGACAUAUACCCCCAGAGAGAGAGAGAGAGAGACUUUGAAAGAGACAAGUCUCAUCCACCUGCCAGUCAUCAGAUAGCAUAAUGAUGUUUGGUGGGACAACCCAUCUGUCAAUCACCUAUCGGAUGGUGGGCUGACCUGUUCAGUCUUGCUUUCUGCAGGGAAAGCAGCUGUGCCUCUACCUGCCUCACACCUGAUGUCGACAUGUUGCCAUCUUUGAGGAAGGUGGGUGUGGUUUAAGGAAGACAAAUGGGGAGAUCCUGAGACGAUUUGGCCUGUGUCUGAAAAUCUUCCUCUGCUGUACUGUAUAUGCUUAUCUGGGAUUAAGUUCUACUGAACAUAGUGAGACAUCCAUGGGUGUAGUCUGUGGUAAUCUUAUUCAUCUCUAGUUGCCAUUUAUCCCUGUUUAAGGCUCUGUAUUCUGCACCCACAGAAUAGGAUGCAGGCUACUGCUUUGGGAGUCUUUGGGUACCUCAACAUGCAGAAGGGGAUUGAGCAGGUUUGAGUAAUGAAGAAAACCUGCAGUACUCUAGUGACUGAUGAGAAGACACAAAACAUUACAUGGAGCGAACUGGACUUAAGAUCAGAAAAUAUGUUUAGGAUUAACCUAAACCACUGAGCUUAGGGCUUGCUGAUCAGAAGGUCCGCGGUUCGAAUCCUUGCGAUGGGGUGAGCUCCCAUUGCUCGGUCCCAGCUCCUGCCAACCUAACAGUUCGAAAGCAUGUCAAAGUGCAAGUAGAUAAAUAGGUACUGCUACAGCGGGAAGGUGGCGCUGUGGGUUAAACCACAGAGCCUAGGGCUUACCGAUCAGAAGGUCGGCAGUUCAAAUCCCUGCAAUGGGGUAAGCUCCCGUUGCUCGGUCCCUGCUCCUGCCCACCUAGCAGUUCGAAAGCACAGCAAAGUGCAAGUAGAUAAAUAGGUACCGCUCCGGUAUGGCCAUCACCUUGAGGCCACUGGCUGAAAGCCUAGCCAAGUAAGUACAAUGGAAAUAAUUGGUCCUUACUCCCAGGUAGGACGCGGGUGGUGCUGUGGGUUAAAACACAGAGCAUAGGGCUUGCCAAUCAGAAUGUCAGUGGUUCGAAUCCCCGCGACAGGGUGAGCUCCCAUUGCUCGGUCCCCACUCCUGCCAACCUAGCAGUUUGAAAGGACAUCAAAGUGCAAGUAGAUAAAUAGGUACCGCUCCGGCGGGAAGGUAAACAGUGUUUCCGUGUGCUGCUCUGGUUCGCCAGAAGCAGCUUUGUCAUGCUGGCCACAUGACCCGGAAGCUGUCUGUGGACAAACGCCGGCUCCCUCGGCCUACAGAGCGAGAUGAGUGCUGCAACCCCAGAUUCGGACACGACUGGACCUAAUGGUCAGGGGCACCUUUACCUUACAGCAGGAAGGUAAACGGGAAGGUAAACGGCCUUUCCGUGCACUGCUCUGGUUCGCCAGAAGUGGCUUUGUCAUGCUGGCCCCAUGACCCGGAAGCUGUACGCCAGCUCCCUCGGCCAAUAAUGUGAGAUGAGCGCCGCAACCCCAGAGUUGGUCACGACUGGACCUAAUGGUCAGGGGUACCUUUACCUUCAAGGUAACAUUGGUUUGUUCUGUGCAAGUGAAAUAUGCUUAAUUGUGGGUAGGGUGCUUUGUUGCUAAAUGCUAAUGUUAAAUACUGAGUUCUGUUAACUAUGAUACAAUUGUUAACUAUGAUACACUGCAUGUAUAAACAUGAUGUGAUUGGAAAAGUGCUUUAUGCCCAUUUCCAUGAUGACCCCAAAUCUGUUUUUACUACGGUAAUGCUGUGCUUAUAUUGCACAAGAUAGAAACAGCUUGCACAAUAUACAGAUCUUUCCCAAUCAUUUGACAUUGCUGCUUAAGACAGGGAUGUAAGAUAUCAAGAAGACAAAGCAUAUGUUUAAUUUUAAAGGAUGACAAUCCUUUCCUUAAGUUAGGACAACCACUCCAGUUCACAAGCUAGUACUUUAAUUUAAUGAAUUUUUAUGCCUCCAUUCAAAAUAUACUAGAACUAGCUUUAUCAUUCAGAUCAGUACUUUAUUUAAUUAUACAUUUUUAAAAUGCCAGCAUUCAGAAUAUAUGCUCUUCACACUACUUUUAACCAUCUUUUACCACCUUUUACCAGCUCCAUCUGGUUCACCUACCAUUACAACAACAAUAUGGUUUUAAUUGUAUGGUUUAUGUACUGUCAUUGUAAAGUGCUUUGACAUUUUUAAUGAAUAAUGGUGUAUACCGGUAACUACUUUGAUAAAUAAAAAAUAAACCUUAAAAAACCAAUGUACUAAUGAUAAUAGUAAUAGGAAAACAUCUAGGUUAUUCUGAUCUACAGGUGAAACUCAAAAAGUUAGAAUAUCGUCGAAAAGUGCAUUUAUUUCAGUAAUGCAACUUAAAAGGUGAAACCAAUAUGAGAUAGAUGCAUGACAUGCGAAGCAAGUUUUGUCAAACGUAUAUUUGUUGUAAUUGUAAUUAUUUGACGUUAGACGUCAAUUAUAAAUGGAAUAUAAUUAAUGAAAUGUAAUAGCGAUGUUUAUGUUUAUUUUUGUAUUAUUGUAACUAUUUGUUUUAUUACUGUGGAAUUUCCAAAAGAAAGCAUUUGUAAAAAUUAAAAGAAAAAGAAAAUAAGUUGCAUAACUGAAAUAAAUGCACUUUUCGAUGAUAUUCUAAUUUUCUGAGUUUCACCUGUAUUUCUAUCAGCCCAUGUAAGAGAUUGCAAAAUGAUAAAGGGACUGGCUUUCCCCUCCAACAAUGUUGCUUGUGAGUCUUGUUGCUAAGUUGCUCUGUAGCUGGUAUAAUAAAUGUUAGUUCAGCUACUGGCCUACAUUCCAAAACGAGAGAGAGAGAGAGAGAGAGAGAUCUGAUGCAACACUAUCCAUUUAUUAAAUCUUGGAGCUUCUAAAUACUGUAUAUAUAUAUACUGUCUUUCAAAGCCUGCUGUACAAACUGUGGUUAGCUAGUAGUAAAUUAAUAUUUAACUUUCAAGUAAAGGUUGUCUGCACUAUAGGUUACCUCAUUUCAGUCCAUUGAAUUAUUGGGUUGCAUCUAUGCUUUUGCAAACAAUUCUCUCUUGUUCCUUACUCUCCAUUUUUACUCCUGUAGUUGGAGCUGUCUUUGAUCUGAGUUGGGUUUGCUUCCCUCUCUCCCACCCCCACCCCAGAUUUUUAGUUUUUUCUUCAAAUCUCACAGUAGCAAUCUGUAAUUUUACAUUCUUGCCGUACAGAAAGUUUAAUUGUAGAUAACUGAUUAAAUCUCCAUGACUAUGCCAGCACAGCUUUACAAAUAGGUCCAUAAAAGUAAUUGCAAAUACAACCCACAAUUACUUUUGCUAGUAAUUUUGUAUAUGAUUCACAAGAAGAUGGCAACCAGUUUUUGUAAGGCUUCCCUAUCUGAUCACUGAAUUCCAAUUCUUACUUUCCAUGGGAGAUUAGGUUAGUGACUACAAGUCUGUUCUAGCAGCAACAAUGGUUAAAUUGUCUUAUAAAACCAGCAACAACAGAUAACCUUUAUAAAAACCAAGCUGAAAAUACAGGUGAAACUCAGAAAAUUUAUUUUUUCUUUUUCUUUUAAUUUUUACAAAUGCCUUCUUUUGGAAAUUAUACAAAAAUAAACAUCACUAUUACAUUUCAUUAAUUACAUUCCAUUUAUAAUUGACCCGCCUAAUGACAAAUAAUUACAAUUACAACAAAUAAAGGCUUGACGUAUCUUGCUUUGCAUGUCAUGCAUUAUCUCAUAUAUUGGUUUCACCUUUUAGGUUGUGUUACUGAAAUAAAUGCCCUUUUUGAUGAUAUUCUAAUUUUCCGAGUUUCACAUGUAAGUGUGCCUACAUAUGAACAUUCACUUCUAGUGGAAGGGAAAACAGGAUAUGCAAGACAGGCAUCAAACAUAAACCAAAGGGAGCCAUAUGAUGACAAUAGUUAAGAAAUUAGCAUGGUGCUUCUUUUUUGUCUGUGUACACAUCUGUUUGUAAACGAUAGAGAGGAAAUUCUGGUGUAGAUAUGCCCAUCCUGAUUUCCUUACUAAAGCAAUCUACUUCCAGUGUAUCUUCUCAGUUUAAACUUUGGAAGAACAAGCAGGUUACAAUGGACUUUUGGGAGUAGGUCUUGAAAUGCUUGCAAUACUACAUUUCUACGCAGCUAAUUUCUGUAUUCUCCAGGCUUUCAGGUGAUAUGUUUGAUAAGAGACAUAUUAUUGCUCCAUAAACUGUUGCCAGGCACAUCCUGGUCAUGCUGUUGAGUGCCUGUAGUGAUCAAAUUUAUGUUAGUGCUGAAAAGCUGGUGUUGAUUUAAAGUAUACUUAUUUUAAAAAAAUUUUUUAAAGAAGUCGGAGCCUAUUGAUAGAAUGGGCAAGAUGACUAUAGAACAGUGAACUGUCCUUUGCCUUACUGAGCUAUGCAAGAUUUACUGCAUAAACAAGAACCUAGAAUCUUCAGUCACUGGAAUUGUUUGGGUUCCAUUCUCACAUGACCCCAAUAGGAGGUAGUGAGCUGAUUUCAUUGAAGACUUUCAAUAUGCCCAUCUUAUUUAGAUGUUCUUGCAGCUGCAAGUGAUCUCAUGGACAGUGGAUUCAAUGUGACUGGCAGGAUAUUUAAAGGCCACCUUAUAUGCAGCUCUUUUGCAAUCCAUAUCUGGGAUAAUAUGCAUUUUUUAAAGGAGAAAACAGAUGAUGAUCCCUGAGCAAGAAGAAAGGAGAUAUUUCGAUAUUGGGAAUUUUUUUAACAUUUAGGCACAUGUAAAGUUUAGGCAAACUAAGUAAGAUCCUAGAUAAUGAAGACCUUCCCAUAGGGGCAUUUAGGAUCAUCAUUCUGGGGUAAAGUACCGUAGAUGAAGUAUGUUGACUUGCAAGAGCACAAGGUGGGGGGAAUGACAGAAUGAAGAACUUAAAUCAGUGGUUAACAGGUCAUGCAUGGGAUGCUGAGAGAGGAACUGUUGCGUGGAAUAAUGAAGCCUUUUAAUUGUUUGCAGAUACAGGCAUAAUGGCACAUAGUAGCCUGAAUUAGGAGUGUGCAGGUUAAGUACAAUCCCAUGGCACCUGCUUGGUGUGCCAACUUUAGUCUUUGAAAGAUUUGGCUUUCAUUAAAACAAGUGGAGACCUGCAAUAACUCAUGGUGCAUGGAAGCGACUCUGCAGAGGGAGGGGAAAGAGUGCCUGUCCUUCACGGUGCUUGCUUCUCAUAUAUGUCCUCCAAAUCUGUGAGGUGGCUCUUUUGAUGUGACUGGCAGAGGAUCAAAGUGGAAUCUAUCACCAUGAAACUUUCAAAGGAGAGUGGCAUAGUGACCAAAGAUACCUAACCUGGGAAAAGGAGGAAUAGAGUUUUUGUAUCAUCCAAGUAAUAUUAAAAGUAUGCCACCCUAGUUCUGACGUGUUUAUAUAGACCUGCAUUCUUAUUUAUUUAUUUAUUUAUUUAUUUAUUUAUUUAUAUAUAUAUAUCCCGCUCUCCCCGGCCAGGGCUGGACUCAGGGCAGCUAACACCAAAUAUAAACUACAAUAAAACGUGGGGGGGGCAGUUAAUUUAAAAUACGGCUUAAAAUGCAGCCUCAUUUUAGUAGUAGCCCAUAGAUCAAGACCAUAAAGGGAAGAAACAUCAGAUAUUCAUCCGAACCAGCUAUCCAUGCUGGUUCUACAUGGGCCAGCAAAAAGCCAAGGGAAAAUUAUAUAACAAAUCCUAUAUAAGGGGUCAGAGUGAUUCUAAGCCGAAGGCCAGGCGGAACAGCUCCAUCUUGCAGCCCCUGUGGAAAGAUGUCAAAUCCUGCAGGGCCCUUGUAUCUUGUCACAGAGCGUUCCACCAAGUCGGGGCCAGUGCUGAAAAGGCCCUGGCCCUAGUUGAGACUAAUCUAGGGGUUGAGACCAAUUUAACCUCUUUGACUGCAUGUGUGGCUGUCCUAUUUUUCUGUUUAAGUUUGAAAGUUAAUUUUACAGGUGUGAAACUUGGGGCAGUGCUGCAUAUGCUGCAGCUCCUUCUAACCUGGUAGCCCAUGGCUCUUAAGAUAGGGAUUCAGCCCUUCUUUCAGUCUUCACACUGAGACCUUAUUUAACACAAGACUGCUAUUUUUUACGGUCCUUUUUCUUUCUCUUCUGUUGCCCUACCUUAAAGCUAAAUGGUUAUGCUAGAGGAAGACAAAUCACAGUGUCAAUAUUUUUAUUACUCUUUUCCCCUUUGCAGAUCAGGAGAGAAGCAUGUAUUUUGAAAAUGGGGGCACUGUGUCCAGUACCAUUGUUAAAAUAACAAUAUACGGUACUGUUAAUACAUCCCAGUCAUGCAUAUAAUGUCUCUAGAUAAACUUAUUGUCUCUAUUCAUAAAGUCGGUUGUCUCAAAUAAUGCAACAACCUUUAGAAAAUGUCAUGUUGAAUAUAUUUUGUAGAUGGCUUCUUAUUUCCAAAGACAUGAGAAUAUAAAACACAUUUUAGUGAUUUGUUGCUAAAUGAGCACACUAAAGUACUUUGACUUAUUUGUGAAGAACUAUAUGUGGCAUCUCUCAUAUACACACUAAAUUUUAUUUCAGGAAAGCUAACAACUAUUUACUUUCUCUUUCAUGUACCCAUUAAAUGAUGAAACAUGAUGGCUUCUCAUAACACAGUACGCACUUCUGGGGGCCAGUAGCCAACUGGGGACUCCCUAUUGCUGCUAUUAAUGACAUGAAGAAAUCACCAGAUAUCAUCAGUGGCCGAAUGACCUUUGCCCUCUGCUGUUACUCGUUGACUUUCAUGCGGUUUGCAUAUAAGGUGCAGCCAAGGAACUGGUUGCUGUUUGCUUGUCACUUUACCAAUGAAGGCGCACAACUUAUCCAAGGAGGACGAUUAAUUAAAUACAAGUGA